Molecule: messenger RNA, 11911 nt
Organism: Lagopus leucura (white-tailed ptarmigan)
Lineage: Eukaryota; Metazoa; Chordata; Aves; Galliformes; Phasianidae
Gene: DGKZ
Product: diacylglycerol kinase zeta
Exons: 32
Coding region: 6485-10123 (1212 amino acids)
Biological process (GO): regulation of synaptic transmission, glutamatergic; diacylglycerol metabolic process; lipid phosphorylation
Cellular component (GO): nucleus
Molecular function (GO): protein binding; ATP-dependent diacylglycerol kinase activity
Source: RefSeq, a predicted model, not a curated record
GACUUGGUCGGGGAGGGCUGGCCUGUCACUGCUCCGCAGCUACUGCUGCCCGCUCAUCACCUGCAGGGACUUCAGCGCCAUUCCGGAUCAGGUCACAGAGGCUUUUCCCCACGCUCUGCCCUUCUUUCCUCUCCUGCUCCAUUCCUGCACCUCACUGCUUUUGGCUGUGCUUGCUGGGAGAAGGGGGGGACAACUAGCCUGGAGCUGGUGGGUUCAGUCUGAACGGGCAGUAUGUCCUAAUGUACCAGUUGGGGGGGGGGCAGAUUCCUGAGCCAUCAGCUGCUCUCUCUGGUUCCCAGAGGCUGAGGUGAGCCACGGCUGUUCCAUGGGCCGUGAGCAGGGUUGGCAGAGGGGCUCAGUGAAACCCAACUCUGUGGCACUUAGUGGCUGCUGCUCUCCCUGCCAGAAGUGGGUUUCCAGCUGCUCAUGUUAAGGCACUGGCUAUAUCCUGCCAGCACAUGGAGGAGACAGGCAGUAGGAAACCUGCAGUGUGGCAGAGGACAGUGGAAUGGGGAGCCAGCCGUGCCCUGCCAGGCUGUUCCUAGCCAGCCACUUGGCCCCAGAAUAGUCUGGGGAGGGCAGGACUGACUUCUGGGCUCCUGGCAUCUCUCCUGGUGCUGGUGGCACCCUGUGCUUUUUCUGAAGGCAAUAGGAUGCCCUUCUGCUCCUCUGUUGCAGGUGUCCAGUCCCAUCUCCACAUUAUCAGUGUCUGUAGCUGACAGCCUUAGGCUCCCUUGGCUUUGCUCCAUGCUUUUGAGAGGUCUGUGCAGCUUCCCCCACUCGCAGCCUGGGAGAUGCAUUCCUGCCUAAGCCGUGUCCCUCACAUCGGAGCUUUUUCCCUGUGCUGGUUUCAUGCUGCUUCUCUCAGGCUGCUGUGCAGUUCCCUGCUUGAGCACCAUGCUGGGAAGCUUUCUCCCAGCUUUCCAUAUGUAGGGGGAUCUGGGAAUGGGCACCUGGGCUGUGGGACUGGCUUCCCUUUAAGCAGGGAGGCACGAAGCUGUGGGCAUCUGCUACAGGAACAGAUGGCCCAUCCAAAUUGCCAAGGCUGGCCUGAACUGCUGCUGUUGUUGUUCUGCAAAAGGAGCUCUGAGAGAUAAGGAACUUUUUAACAUCCCUCUCAGUCUGGGUCACGGGCAAUGCUGAUGAAACCAAAAUAGAAUCUGUGUGAACUGCUGCUGAUCCAUCCCCUGCUCUUGCCUGACCCUUGCGCUCUGAUGUUUGCUUGCCCUCUGCUCUUUAUUAAGGAUAAUUCACCUUCCCAGGCUGUCACUGUGGCUGCUUGGCUUUCAGCAUAGAAGCCAAACAGCAGCAGCUUCUUUAAAUCAUUGCUGCCCAAUUUCUUGAUAACCAGGAGGCAGAUUAUUUAGUGCAGUGGCAAAUAAACUUCAUAAUGUUAUGAUGGUGGAAAGUUGUCAAGGGAUAUGAAUGUGCAGCUCAGCCCAGAAACCUCCAAGGAGACAGCUUUAGUUUAAAUGAAGACAAAACUCCAUCUUUCAUGGAUUUUGGGAAGGAAAUCACAUUGUUGUAAUGGGAACCUUACCCUGAGCCUUAGGGCUGGCAAACUCUUGACUUUAUGAAGUAUAAGUGGAGAGGCUGAGCUAGCCUGGCAGGUAUGCUUUAAAGAAGGCCUGCGGCACAUUGAACCUGGCAGUGGGACUGGGCAGGGCGCAGUGCUCUGAACCCCUCCCUGCACUCCCAGCCUCGAGGUACUGCUUGGGAUCUGGGACAGAGGGAGCAGGGAAGGUGUGGGUCAUGUUGGGCACCAAAUGGCAGCAAAGGGGUUGUGGGACCGGAGCCUGGAGAGAGGCAGGAUGGAGCUGCCACCAGCAGGAGGUAGGAUUAUGACAAGAACUGUAUUAAAAAAAAAAAAAAAGCCUCAGACCCCUGUGCUCCCAUCUCCUGUUCUUCCCAGCAAGCCUGACCUUGGGAACACUUGGUUGUGCAUCUUGUGAAGGGCCUGGCAGGAGGUGGGACAGCUGGUCCCUUUUGCCUUAUUUUGGUCAAGGCACAGCCAAGUGCUGGGGACUGCACUCAAAUCGCUGUGUGGGCUUGGGUGUCUCCUUCAGUACUGCUUUGCUCUCUGGAUGAGCUUCCCAUGAGAAACUGCAAAGCUGCAGCAUUUCCUUUCUCCCACUUGCCUCUGAGCCCUGCACAAAGCAGCUGCGAGCAUCCUGUUGCUGCCUCCAUCCCUCCUGCUCUGGUUGUUUGGGGAAAAGAGAUUUUGCAACAGUUUCUAAUUAAACUGUCAGUGAAGAUGCUUCCAGGCAGUUCCUUUUGUCCUCUGGGGACAAACUGUCAGUGUGGAGGGACAGGGGCUGCAGUAUGACAGAUGGGUGUCAUCAUCCCUUUGACAGGCUGGAAGGAAUCAGUGAGGGUCCUUCUUUAACCUGCAUGCUCACGGCAUCCUCAGCUCCUGGAGGAGCACCCAGAAGGACUGAAAGUGGCAAGGGGUUACAGUUAGCAGUGGCUGCCUGGAAAGCCUGGUCCCAUCCUUGGGUGUUUGGUGUGGUCAUCUGCCAUGGGCACCGGCAGUCAGAUAGGUGCUGACCUUGUGCCCUCUCACCAAGUCCUUGCUGCCAGUUGGGUGCUGAGCUGUGCCGUGGAAUUCUUGUCCCCUGAAAGAGGGCACGUGAGUUUUCCCUCUGGCCAUUGUCUGCAGGGAUCCCAUUACCAUUCAUUGUAUGGAACGUGUCAGACCUUGCGGGUUCUUGGAUCAGGUCCCUGCGCUGGCACUGUUGCAAGGUGGCCUGUAUGUGUGCAGCAGAAGGCUGCGAGUUUUGCUUUUGUUUGGCCUCAUUCUCUGGACGAACGAUUGUGCUGGGUCUGUGCCCUGGUGCUGCCUUCUGGUCUGUGCUGCAGAGUGUCACAUGCUGUCAUGGGGGCUUUGUGGCACACAGAGUCUGAGCUGAUAUUGCCGCCUCCAGGUGAUGGCACAACUGAAGGUGUUCUUGGCUAUGGCUACUGCUGCUAAAGGCUCUUGGUUUGGAUGGAUGUGAUUUUGGUCAUCUCAGUCCUACGAGCGGUGCAGCAUUACUCACACAUCAGCUGCAGUGAUGAAUCGGAAGGUAGAAGGGCUGACAGUGCUGGGAAACAUGAGCUGUUGUCCCCACUGUGACAGCUAUCAAUGGCUCAUACAGCCCACAGGCAGUCACUGCUUCUGUCCUGCUCCCUGCUGGUGGGGGUUGUCUGCACCCCCACUUCUGAGCUGGCUGAGAGCUGGUGUGCCUGUGCAUUGAUGAUUCUCAGACCUUUCUGCCUUGGAGCCCACAUUCACACAGCCCUGCCCCUUGUGCAGCUUCUGCCUCUGGAUCAUGAUGUAGUACAGAUUACAGCUGGAGUGGAAAUUUUGGGUAGAAACCAUCUAUGCAGAGUUUGGGAACUUGCUCACCUCUCUGCAACCACAGCCCUGAGGGCUGCACCAUGUCUUGACCAGCGUGUUCCCUUCCCUGUCCGGCACAGGCACUUCCUCUGCAGCAUGCAAGCUGUGGAUGGGAAGCUAGGCUGCAUGGAGCUCAGGAGAUCUUGGCAUCACACACAGGUGCCUGCUAGUAACGCCUCUUCUCAGGAGUUGAGCUGUGCAAGAUCACUGUCAUUGCCAGGGAGGGCAGCUUGUAAACUGAGACAGGCUCUUGUCUGCAUGAUGGCAGCUCUGGUGCCAUAGCACCCACCCAGACAACGCAGCAAGUAUUGCUUCGCAGACUCAGCCAGGACAGAUUCUCGUCAUGGAGAAGGGCAAAACAUGGGCUCAUUUCCCUCCUGUAGCUCCGUGGUUGGAAAAAAUGCUUUCCAAUCAACUAACUAGAGGCUUGCUGAAAGGUCUGCUGAUGGUUUUUUCAAGUCCAAACUUUCUCUAGGCUUUGAGGCUUGUUUGGCUGGCAUCCCUCUUCUUCUGGGCACUGGCAGGAGGACACCAUGGUGUGUGUGGGGGGGAACAAUGGCACAGGCAAGAGGACCGAGCAGCGUGCUGCACUGUGUCCCUCUGUCUGAGGACACAGAAGGCAUGGUCAGCACAGUACCCAGAGAUCUGCCUGAGGCUGCUGGAGCAAAGCGAAGUAAUGGAGCUGAAUAUCAAGAAAUAUUCAUGAUGUGGGUAGAGCUUAGAGCUUAUGCCUUGAGGGACACUGUGUAGAAAUCAAUCUGUCUGGUUUUGUUGCUGUCACAACCAGGGGAGUGAUAGCUGCUGGGUGAUCAGGGUGCCCAUGUCAGCCGAUCCAUGAGUUCUCUGUCCAGUGAAGUUACAAGAUGCAAGUUUUCCCUCUUUGAUCUCUGCUCGGCUUUCCAAGGGUGUUUAUAUCCUGCCGCCGAGGUUAGCUCUGUCCUUAGAGCACAGGGCUGCAUUUUUCUCUGAGAGCCCCGGGGGUUCCUGCAGCACCUUCCUCUUCCCCCAGCUCUUCAGGGCAGCACACACUCCAGGAUACAUUCUUGCUUUGGCAAGGUCUCAGCCCACCAGCACCAGGCAGGGAGCACAAUAGGUUGAGGAGCUCUGAGGGGUCUGGCUCAAAAAAAUCCUACCAAAAGCUCCAAGUGCAGAUCACAAGCUGACCCCUUCCUUAUUCACAGAAUGAGAUUGAAAUGAUAGUGUUGAGCUGCAUGCAAGUAGAGUUGAUGUCCUAGUGCGUGCAGAAGUAUUUCCUUUUCCUCCUACCCUGCAGAUGCCAGGCUGCAACUAGCCCCUUGAGCUAACAGCCCAGUGAUGCAGCCUGCAGAGAAGCAACAUGCUGUUCUCUGUUGUGACUCAACUACCAACAGUCUUUUCACAGAAGCGUGGAGGUCACAGAAAUGUCAAUAGUGUUAGGCCAAGGGCUGCCAGGACACAGCUCUCCUUCAGCAGUACCUGGUGCAUGGUGCUCUGAUGGUGCACAUCAGUGCUGGGCACUCCAUGCAGUCAGUUACUCCACACUGUCAGCAGCAGCUCUCAGUGCCUGCACUGUACUCUUUCAGAUUGGAAUUCAGUUGCAAGCAAUGGGGAUAUCUUCACCAUCAGAUCUGAGCUGCUGCCACGUGGUACUGUUAUAAGCUGUCAGAUUACCCAGCAGUAACCUUCACUGCUGGUGUCUGGAGCGUGAGUCCAUGUGCCUCUUUCUGACAGCUCUGGAGAUAAAAAAGACCAUAAUCAACCAGUAACCAAACAUAAAUGUCAAGCCAAGGGUGUUCUGGCAGGUUUCCUCAUGAGAAUGUGGUGUGAAAAGGAAGGAAGCUGUGUUGAGAGAUCUUCCUGCCCAAUGCAGCAACUCAGCAAGCACUGCACUAGCUUUGUGCUGGUGGAAUAUCUGGGACAGAAAGAACUACCUGUUGAGCUCACUCAGGAUAUAGGUGGACAAUUCUGUCUCUCCCAGCAGCUUAGCCUGGGCAAGCUUGCCACACUCAAGCAGUUCUCUCAUGUUGUCUUUUUUCAAAUACAUUUUAUUUGUUCAUGUAGUUUUUAACACCUAUUGGUGAUGAUGCAAUUCACUGCAGUAUCCCACUGAUGUUGGGGAGAAGGGACAGGAAUGGAGUGCUGCAGUGACAGGGACAGGCUAGAAGCUGGCUGGUCAGCAAGACAUGGUUAAGUCCUCUGGAAAAGCCUCAUGGUCCUCGGUGGUGUGAUGGCUACCCUGCUAGUCACUGGGCAGGGAUGAGUGUAUAUGCAUUACUCGUGAUGGAACUUGAGAAAUCCCUCCGAGGUGAUGGUACUUUGUUUUUGCUUUCAGUUCAGCAAGGCUCUAACUCCCCUAAUGCUGCUCUCUGAAUUGCACAUUCCACUGGAGAGCAUCACUAGAUGAGAGAGACUAGAGACUUCCUUGCAUAACCAGCUGGAGGCAAAACCAAACCUGACUUUUCUGUCCUCCACCUUUGUAGCAAUUGAAGAUUCAGAAUUUGCUUCUGCCAUGCUCUUUAGAGGCUUGAAACAAACUGGUCUGGAGAAUGGGAGUUCUGGUACUAGUCAGAGUCAGCCUCUUCCGCUCUGACCUUUGCAUGCCAAGCUGAGAGCACUGAAACUGCUGCUGCAGCAGCUUCCAUCUGUGGCCUAGUGCUUUUCACGGACAGCUGCAACACCUUGGCAACACACUCAGCUUUGAGGGAAAGGUCAAGAGACCCGUUAAAGCUCUUUCCAAAACGAGAGGGAAGUUUUGAGCGGGACAGAUAGGAUGAUUUUCCUAGUUCUCCUCUGCUCCAACUUUCUCAGCCAGGCUCCACCAAAUGUGCUUGCCCUGCUUUGACUUGCCUGAUUGUUUUCCUUCUUUAGUGCUUAGUUUCCAUUUGCCACAAAUUCUGUGGGGCUGCUGCUGCUUGUGCUGAACGGUUACGGCUGCAACACCGGGAGAGCCAGCACCAGUGGGGAAAAUAGUGGUGGGGCAGAGAGCAGGGCUGGCCUCGCCAGGGCAGGAGCUCAUCCGUGAAGCAGUCUCAUGUGUGAUUCUGAGGGUGCUUUCCUCAGGCUAAGCUGUGAAAAUAAGCAUAGACUGCCUUAAGAAGAGCUUUGCUUUGAACUAGAGAAGCCCAGAUGCUCCCAGUGGGUCCCAGAGGCUGGGCCCAGCCCUACCAUAGCACCCAGCUCUCUCAGCUCAGCUGCUCCAACUGUGCUCUGCAAACCUGUGGCCAUCGCCAGCCCGGCAGAUCUGUGGGCAGCCUAUUUAAUUCCUGCUUUCUGUGUCAACAGCCACCGCCGGGCACAAUGGAAACAUUUUUUAAGAGGCACUUUGGGAAGAAGGGGCUGCCGGGCCCACGGCGUGCCAGCGUGGUGGCUGUGCCCACGGGCAAGGCCCGCCACCGCUCCCAGGCCGGGCUGCCCUCUGCUUCACUGACCCAGCGCCGUCGCGGCUCAGGUGCCCCACUGCCAGCUCUCUCCUGUUUGCCCCUGACCCGCCGCCGCGGCCCCCGCCGCCGCUCCAGCACCACCCCACCGUGCCUCAGUCCCCGCUUCGCCGUGCAGCAGCAGCGGCACGGGGGCUGUCCGCCAGCCAUCGAUGCCACGCUGCUGGGGCCCUCUGUGCUGCUGGCCAGCCUCCUCCCCGCUGGGCGAGAGGGUGCCGGGGAUGCCUCCAGCUCCUGGCCUGCAGAAGAUGGCGACGGCAGGGUGGAUCGGGGCAGAUGGUGGGCCGAAGAGAGCUGGCUGGGCAUACUGCCGCGGCUGCGGCCGCUGCAGGCCAGGCUGCUGACACGGGGCCCUCGAUGCCUGCGCCGCGCCUCCUCCCACCGCCUGCCCACCGACAUUGGCUGCAGCCGGGCUCCCCACGGCCUGCCGGGCCGCUACCGUCGCCUCAGCCAGCGCCGCCGCUCCAGCGAUGUCCUCUGGCCCGGGCUGCUGGCCACCACUCGCACGAGGUGGCUGGCCCAGCAGUGCGCAGGGGCUGCCUUCCCUGAGUGCUUGGAACCAGAACCAGCCUGCUGCCCCGACGGCUGGAGCCCCAGGCUGCUGAAAGCUAUUGCCAAGUCCAGCCUCCAGCACAUGGUAGCCCAGCCAAACCCCAUGCUAGCCCUGAGGAGCGAGUCAGAGAGGCAGAUACGCAGCACUGUGGACUGGAGCGAGACUGCAGUCUAUGGGGAGCACAUCUGGUUUGAGACCAAUGUCUCUGGGGAUUUCUGCUACGUUGGGGAGCAGAACUGCAUGGCCAAGCUGCUGCAAAAACCUCUCUCCAGGCGUAAGUGUGCAGCAUGCAAGAUCAUAGUGCAUACACCCUGCAUAGAACAGCUGGAGAAAAUAAAUUUCCGCUGCAAACCUUCCUUCAGGGAGUCAGGAUCACGGAACGUACGGGAGCCCAUAGUUGUCCGGCAUCACUGGGUGCAUCGGAGGCGACAGGAAGGGAAAUGCCGGCAGUGUGGCAAGGGUUUCCAGCAGAAGUUUGCCUUCCACAGUAAGGAGAUUGUAGCCAUCAGCUGUUCUUGGUGCAAGCAAGCGUAUCACAGCAAAGUGUCAUGUUUCAUGCUGCAACACAUCGAAGAGCCCUGCUCACUAGGGGCUCACGCUGCUGUUGUUGUUCCUCCCACCUGGAUUUUGCGGGUCCGACGGCCCCAGAAUCCAAUGAAAUCCAGUAAGAAAAAGAAGAGGACAUCAUUCAAGCGAAAAUCCAGCAAAAAGGGUGCUGAGGAAGGGAGGUGGAAACCUUUUGUCAUCAAGCCUAUGCCAGCUCCUCUCAUGAAGCCCUUGCUGGUGUUUGUGAACCCCAAGAGUGGUGGGAAUCAGGGAGCCAAGAUCAUCCAGUCCUUCAUGUGGUAUCUCAACCCACGGCAAGUUUUCGACCUCAGCCAGGGCGGUCCCAAGGAGGCGCUGGAGUUGUACCGCAAGGUCCACAACCUACGGAUCCUGGCAUGUGGGGGAGAUGGCACGGUGGGCUGGAUACUCUCCAUUCUGGACCAGCUGCGCCUCAAUCCACCUCCUCCUGUGGCCAUCCUUCCGCUGGGGACAGGCAAUGACUUGGCCAGGACACUGAACUGGGGUGGGGGUUACACAGAUGAGCCUCUGUCCAAGAUCUUGUCACAUGUGGAAGAUGGGAACAUUGUGCAGCUUGAUCGCUGGAACCUCCGUGUGGAAGCAAACCCUGAAGCAAACCCUGAGGAAAAGGAUGAGACAGCUGCUGACAAGCUUCCCUUGGAUGUCUUUAAUAACUACUUUAGCCUUGGUUUUGAUGCGCGGGUGACGCUGGAAUUUCAUGAAUCCCGAGAGGCCAAUCCAGAGAAGUUCAAUAGUCGGUUUCGGAAUAAAAUGUUCUAUGCUGGGACGGCUUUCUCCGACUUCCUCACAGGGAGCUCCAAAGAUUUAGCGAAGCACGUCAAGUUGGUUUGUGAUGGGGUGGACCUGACCCACAAGAUCCAGGACCUGAAGCCCCAGUGUUUGGUCUUCCUGAACAUCCCCAGAUACUGUGCAGGCACGAUGCCCUGGGGCAACCCUGGAGAGCACCACGACUUCGAGCCGCAGCGCCAUGAUGAUGGCUGCAUUGAAGUCAUUGGCUUCACUAUGACUUCCCUGGCUGCACUGCAGGUGGGUGGCCACGGGGAGAGGCUGUGUCAGUGCCGGCAGGUAGUUCUCACCACGUCGAAGGCCAUCCCCAUGCAGGUAGAUGGGGAGCCCUGCAAGCUGGCAGCUUCCUGUAUCCACAUCUCCCUGCGCAACCAAGCCAACAUGGUGCAGAAGACCAAGCGGCGCAACUCCAUGCCUCUGCUCAACGACCAGCAGCCAGUGCCUGAGCGGCUGCGAAUCCGAGUGAGCCGAAUCAGCAUGCGCGACUACGAGGCACUGCACUAUGACAAGGAGAAGCUGAAGGAAGCCUCUGUGCCGCUGGGGAUCAUCGUGGUUCCAGGGGACAGUGACCUGGAGUUGUGCCGGACCCAAAUUGAGAGGCUGCAGGAGGAUUUCUCUCCACAGCCCUCUGCUUUGCAGCGCCUGCUCUUUCAGGAAGGAGAUGGAGCCAAACCGAAGACACUGUCAUCCCAGAAACUGUCACCAAAAUGGUGCUUCCUGGACUCAACCACAGCAGAUCGAUUCUACAGGAUAGAUCGCGCUCAGGAGCACCUCAACUAUGUGACAGAGAUCUCUCAGGAUGAGCUCUAUGUGCUGGAUCCAGAGCUGGUGAUCACCCAGACCGUAGGCACAUCUCCUGCCAUGCCUGAUCUUGUCGACUCAUCUGCCACACCUCCUGGGCACCAUUUUGCUUUCCCUUCCUCUUCCUCCUCUCCACCCUGCUCUCCUGCCCCCAGUGCUGACGCUGAGCUCUGCCUCCCACACAAAGAUGACCUGAUAGAAGCUGCCAAGAGCGGUAACUUCAGCAAGUUCCAAGAGCUGCACCGGGCUGGAAGAGACCUGAUGGUGCGAGACUCCUCUGGCCGAACUGUCCUCCAUCACGCCGUCAUAUCAGGGAGCAAGGACAUCGUCAAAUACAUAAUUGAGAAUGCCCCUUCAGAAAUCCUCGAUGCCACAGAGGAGGAGAACGGCGAAACCAGCUUGCACCAGGCUGCAGCUCUACGCCACCGCACUAUCUGCCACUACAUUGUGGAGGCUGGAGCGUCACUCAUGAAGACUGACCUGCAGGGAGACACCCCUAAGCACAGGGCUGAGAAAGCCAAUGACCCCGACCUGGCUGCCUACCUCGAGAAUCGACAGCACUACCAGAUGAUCCAGCGGGAGGACCAGGAGACAGCUGUGUAGCGCUCAGCGUGCCUUAGCCCAACCAGCUUGGGCAGGACGAACAGAGGGCGGCACCUGGCAGAGCUGUGAGUCUGGCCCAGCCCUCCUUAUGUGUCAGCCCAGUCGCUGGAGGAGAUGGAGACAGCAGGGCUGUGCCCCAGGUUGGGCUGAGACGCUGUUUAUGAGGACAGUGGGUAUUUGGGACUUGAAGCCCUGCUCUUUGUGUGUCCCCCUUUGGCUCUCAUCAACCAUAUUCCCCGCUCCAGAUGGGCUCCAUCCCAGAGCCCCACUGGGGCAGGCAGGGAUGUAGCAAUCUGUCACCCUCACACAGGGGAGCAGUGGUAGUGCCCCCAGCAGGUUCUUACCUAUGACCCGUGCAGGACACCAUUGCUCACCCCUCUGCCUGCUAGUGGUAACGCUCCAUUAGGCACUUCACCUUGUCCAGAAGAAGCACCAUGAUGUACUGCCUCCAAGUCCUGUUCUCUCUUGUUGGCCUGGGACUGUCCUUGGGCUCUGUGGCAGGAGAAAAGUCCCUUGUGUUAGAGAAUGUGUACCCACCCCUUCCUCAGAGCAUCUGGGACUGGCACAGCUGGAUGCGGGGCAGUUGCUUUCAGUGCUGGGCCUGUGCUGCUCUCAGGGAUCUCCCCGUGCUCCCAAACUACGCGACCGCUGCAUAUGGCUUCUGCCAUCCCCACAAAUCAGACUCAGGGUCCUGCAGGGAAUCCUUGGAGAUCCCCCAGCCCAGGCACAAGCUCCCUGGGUAGGCUGCCAGCAGGCUGCCAGCACACCUCCACAGGUUUUAGCAGAAAGAGGGAUUUGGAUGCAUAGGAAGCAUCAGGACCCCAGCCCCGAGUCAUGCAUGUGACAGGAUGGCAUUUGGGGCACCAUCUGCCACGGGACACGAGGCACCGUCUGCCCUGCAGAGGCCAUGAGUGCUGAGGUAGCACAGCAGCCCUCAUGCAUGCACUUUUUGCAGAGCAGCAGUCCCUGGCUGCAGGGUGCCGGCAGAGGGGGAGGGCAGACGACUGUUGGCAUUGGUGCAUUCAAGCGGGAGGUGUGUGCAAAGCAGGUCUGGGUUGCAGCGUACAGGUGGGGUCCCAGGAGAGGAGGCCGGGGCAUCCCCAGUGUGCACUUGCACCUGACUGUGGCUGUGCUGGGUGACACUGCUCACAUCCCCACAAAUACUGAAGAAAAAAACAUAUCAUGACACCACAGAGAACCACAAUGCUGAUCAGGCUUUAGGUUGGGGCAGAGUUACCUUUGAGGCUAUGGGGCAGCCGGACCAGAGCAGCACGAGGCUGGUGCUGGAGUUCAGUGAUUAAUAUCAUCACUGUUCCGAUGGCGAUGCUCCAGCAGCACCAGGAGUUCCCAUCAGCGCUGCUCACUUGUGGACAAACGCUGUCAUCUUCCCAAAGGUGCAGACUGCUGCCCCAGCUAGGGUCCAGCUCCCCCUUCUCCCCAGUUUGUACAUCCCCGUUUUUGUACAGGUAGUUCAGAGACACACUGUCCCCCUCCCCGCCAGGCCCCACACGUGAGCUGAGUUGCUGUGCAAUUCUGAGCCUGGCUGCUGUGUAGGCAGAGGCGGAGGGGUGUUGGUAGCCCUGCCCACUGGGGCAGGGGUUCUGUGCAAUACCCAGUUCGGUGUUCCCAGACGCUGUGGUAGGACUGUAUUUUUGUAACUCUGUGAGUGCCCGCUCUAGCAGGCCCGGGGCCUGGCGUGAGCCCGUGCUCCCAUCGCUUUUUGACUUUUGACUGUUUGGAUGUUGUUGUUUCUUGCUAUUGAAAUAAAAAAAAAAGUGGACGUUUUAA